AUGGCUCCUUCAAACAACCCGACCGGGUUCGACAUGAAGACCUUCACGGACGCUGCAACCAGUAGGGAAUGGCGAGCAAGAGAUCCCUGGGCUAGGAAUGAGGCCUGGCGCUACACAGGCCCCUUCACGCGGUGGAAUCGAUUCAAGCGAGCAUUCCCUGGACUUGGGAUUGCUACGGCAGCGUUUACAGGCUAUGUUAUUGUGGAGGCAUUGUUCUUCAAGGACUCACACGCUCACGGCGACGGCCACGGGGAGAAGCACCACUGA
This is a messenger RNA of Exophiala dermatitidis NIH/UT8656, 267 nucleotides long. RefSeq lists its product as uncharacterized. The transcript is spliced from 2 exons. Gene Ontology annotation, biological process: mitochondrial respiratory chain complex I assembly; electron transport chain. The record is from RefSeq and is a predicted model, not a curated record. The coding region runs from base 1 to 267 and encodes 88 amino acids. Gene Ontology annotation, cellular component: mitochondrion. NCBI's taxonomy places the organism in Eukaryota, Fungi, Ascomycota, Eurotiomycetes, Chaetothyriales, Herpotrichiellaceae.